Molecule: messenger RNA, 387 nt
Organism: Didymodactylos carnosus
Lineage: Eukaryota; Metazoa; Rotifera; Eurotatoria; Philodinida; Philodinidae
Source: the annotation of a GenBank genome assembly
AUGGAUUUUCCCAAUGACAAAGCAAUAUUGAAAAAAGUGAUACGAACACUUAAGGGUAUAUAUAAAGAGUCAAUGAUAGAAAAUUUUGUUGUUUAUCAUGGAUUAAUACUACCUGAUAAAGAUAUUGAACAAUUAAAAAAUUCAGUUGGGAAAUAUGUUUCGACAAAUGGAUUCCUGUCAACCAGUUUGAGUCAAUCGGUAGCCAAAAUGUUUGCUACAAAUGUUUUGUUUAAAACGGAAAUUGAUUAUUCAAUAAAAAAUACGAUUUAUGCUGAUAUAUCUCAGAAGAGUGUUAAUCAACAUGAAGAGGAAGUUUUAUUCGAUUUGGGUUCACUAUUUCAAAUUAUAAAUGCACAUUUUGUGGAAAAAAUUGGAUUAUUACAAUAA